AACGCUGUGAAAACACGCUGUGAAGGAAACAAGUAAUAUUUGCUGUAAACGGUACUGAAAAGAGUGCUGAAUGUAAGCCAGGGCUCUGAGCUGGGACGGCCCUGGAUUUUUUUUUUUAAUCAUUAAUUUUGUUGUUCUUGUUGUUGUUGUUUUAUUCCCCUGUCCCAGCUCAGCACACGCCUCUCUGCUGGCUUUGGCUCGGGACCUUUCGUGACUUUGCUCAGCAAGAAGGGCGUCGGGUGCGUUUUUCAGAAAUCACAGCAAUAAGUGGACACAAAGGAAGUGCAGGCUGAUUUGGGACGCUGCCUACGCGGUGGCUUCUGAGGACUCAGUCAGAUUCCGAGAAGCGCCAAGAUAGCAGUGGAUCCAUGGAGGGAUUGCGUUUCGGCUUUCCAGAGGAGGAAUGAAGCGCUGUCUCAUCCCAUUUUUGAUGUGCUGGAUGGUGGGAGAACUGUCACUGUACGGACGAAUGCAGGUGACUAAUGAAAGCGGAACCUGAGUGUUUUCCUCGGACAAAGACCUGCAGCAGCAGGACAUGUACUCACAGCCCAGGUGGAUCUGACGAAGAGACGCGUUUUUAUUCGACGGAGACGAAUAAAAUAAAAGCCCACAUUCUGUGAUGCAUUUCAUUGUAUGUUAUUUCUGCAUGUAUUUCUAUCCUAAUAAAAAACAGGCUUGGUGUGCCAGAACAGCCCCAAGUAGUACUUUAAGUAUUUUGAUAGGAGGAAAUUUAUGGACUGCGGACAAACAAUUUAACAUCCUUUCCUUCUGAAACCCAGCAUCCCUGCCAAACUUUAAUUUAUUCAAUAGGCCUUUUAUUUAUUGCGUCCUAUAUACGACCAUGCCCGACGGUCAGUCCGCAGCUCAAGCGCUCUACGUGUGCAUGGAGGUGCUGAUCGCCGUGUCCUCAGUGAUCGGAAACGUGAUGGUGAUUUGGGCGGUGAAAAUAAACAGGUCACUGAGAGACACAACUUUCUGGUUCAUUGUGUCUCUGGCUGUGGCUGAUAUCGCAGUAGGAGCUCUCGUCAUCCCGCUCGCUAUCACCAUCAGCAUCGGACUCCAGACUCACUUCUACAGCUGCCUGCUGGUGGCGUGCACAGUGCUGGUGCUCACUCAGAGCUCCAUCCUCGCCCUGCUCGCCAUCGCCAUUGACCGAUACCUCAGGAUAAAGAUCCCGACCAGUUACAAGCGAGUGGUCACUCCAAGACGAGUGGGAUUAGCAGUGGUCGCAUGCUGGGCAGUAGCCUUCAUAGUUGGCAUGACUCCGAUGCUCGGCUGGAACAAGUUACACAACCUCCAGCAACAAAACGGGUCACUCAACAGUGACAACAUCACCUGCCAGUUUGAAAACGUCAUCAGUAUGGAAUACAUGGUUUACUUCAAUUUUUUCGGCUGGGUGCUGCCGCCACUGCUCCUUAUGCUUGGCAUCUACACGGAGAUCUUCUACAUGAUUCACAUGCAGUUGAACAAGAAGGUGAGCAUGAGCCACACUGACCCAAACAAGUACUACGACAAAGAACUGAAGCUGGCAAAGUCGCUUGCCCUUGUCCUCUUCCUGUUUGCCGUCAGUUGGCUCCCACUUCAUAUCCUGAACUGCAUCACACUCUUCUGCCCCAAGUGUGAGAAUCCCAAAUUGCUCCUCUACAUCGCCAUCUUACUCACUCAUGGCAACUCAGCAGUAAACCCUAUUGUCUAUGCUUUCCGCAUUAAAAAGUUUCGCACUGCAUUCCAAAGGAUCUGGAAGCAAUACUUCUGCUGUAAAGAGGCUCCUCCCAUCGAAAUGCACAUGAGUGAACGACUGGCUAACGAUCAUUACAUUCAUGCUCCUCAGCCUGUGCUUCCAGUAGAACACAAUAACGUUUAACUGGAACACCUGGGACCUACAGACCAGACUGGCAUUUGGCCAUAUGUGAUUGUAGAAUGAAUAUAAAUCAUAUGCUGACUGCAGUUGUCAGCUAAUUGAUAAAUUAAACAUUAUUGUUCCACUGGGAUGGGAAAUUUAGAUUAUGAAGAAAGCGAAUACAACAUGUACAGGAAAUCAAAAAUGUUUUAUACUUGUGAAAUGCUUACUGGGUGAUCAAAGGCAUGCAGUGUCAAACACACAAGGGAAGUAUCACACAAGUUAAAAAAAAAAAAACUACACUGGAUUAUUUGCACCACUGUUCUAUCCAAAAUGUGCAAUACACUCUGACAUGGUGUAUCAUCUCUUUAUUAAUUAGAAUUAUCUUUUUUUUUUCUGAGUACACUUAUAUGAAUGAAUGUGAAUGUUUACAGGAAAAAGUAGUUUGAUAUAUUGAACAUUUGAAGCACAUAUAUCAUAAGUGAAUGUUAGGAAUGAUAAGGGGAAAAUUGUAUAUGUAUAUUUCAAUUUAUUUAUAUAACCAUUUUAGCAAUAGCCACAAAGCAGCUUUAAAGAAAUCCUGAUAGGCUGAAGCCAAAAAGGCAUUCACAAGGAAAACCUCCAAAGAAUGUUAAGCCCAUUUCACACCAGACAUGACAUGGCAUGCACAGUAAGCUGCGAUGCUUUUCAGUUCACACCAGGUACAAUUUGUGCAAUUGACCAGAAGUGAUGUCUCAUGUAGGUGAAAUUUGGUGCAUUCUGUACUGAUCAUCAGAUUAUUAUGAACAUGAAGAGGCUCUUUACAGCUAGAGAUCACAUGCUUGGAUACCACAUACCGGUAGCAACGCCAUACUGGAGAGCAAGCCUUCAGGUAAACAGAACCCUCAACAAGGUCAAGCACACGUUUCAGCAGGUUAUAGUGUUUAAUAUCUUUAUUUUUCUAGAAGAAUUGUCAAUGUAGUUUUCUAAGUUUAGUUUCAGCUCAUAUUAACAGGGAAAAAAUGAUUUUAUCGCAAAGGCACUGACAUUUAAUGGAUGGCAUUUGGAUCUUCGCAGCCAAACAACAUGGCAACUUCACAAGGUAUGUACACACACACAAAAAAAAAAAAAACCUUGUAAAAACACUUAUUGUAAUUCUAACAGCUCAAACAGCCCCAUAAUAAAAGUUUUCAAGGUAUAUAGUUAUUUUUGUAAGGUUUGGCGACAUCUUGAAGAUGUAAACAUACAAUAUUACUGCAAUGAUAACACAAAGCUCAGCUUCCUUCCUCCUCUCAGUUUUUUCCCCCCUUAUCAGCUGUGUAUGUACUGUAUAUAUGUGAAAAAUAAAGGAUUCUAAUUUUAAAAACCGAACCGGUAAUUUUCUGUAACCAUGUGAUUUUUACAUGCAACAAAAUACACAAAUCAACAGACUUCACUUUUAUGAAGUUUAAAUCUCACUCUGUGUGAUAAUGCAUAUGCAGUCCUGACACAGAUAAACAAUCCCGUUGUCAUAGCAAUGUGAUUCUUUCCGUCUAAAAAGAUCAAUUUUGUCAGUCAAUAAAAACAAACAAAAGCAUGUUGCAUAAAAUGAUCAAUGACCCAUCGAUGCCCUGUAAUAAGUAUGUGUUAUCGUUGUGGUAAGUCGUUCAUUUAUAUCUUCAAGAUAGUCAAACCUUACAAAAACAACUAGAAAACUACAUUGACAAUCCUUCAAGAAAAGGAAAGUUAUUAAGCGCUAUAAACUGCUGAAACUUUUGUGCUUGACCUUGUCGAGGGUUUUCUUUACCUGAAAGCUUGCUCUCCAGUAUGGCGUUGCAAUGUGAUAUCUAAGCAUGUGAUCUCUAGCUGCAAAGAGCCUAUUGUCAUUGUAUAACGUAUUCACCCAAUGAGGUUUUCAUUCCUAGACAGAACUGUAAAAUAGGUUUGAACAAGGCAAAGGAAGCCGAGACUCAGGCAGACCUCAAUCUGCCAACCAGACACUGAACAAGUUCACUAGCAUUUAGUGAUGCACCAUGUAAAAUUACUGUACCAAUACCAAUACCUAAUACCAAUACCUAAUAAUGGAGGGGGGGGGGGAGUAUUUUGGUGAAGCAUUACUGAUGUAUUCAGAGUGCAAAUAUCUUGAAACUGACACGCAAAUUGAAAUAAACUCAUGCAUAAUGUCUUAGCAAUAGAUUGAUACAAAAGAGAACCAUAACUUUAACAUUUUCCCUUUAGCAUGUACUGGCUUUUCUCAGUUAAGCCUAAAAGAAUCUGUUUAAUUAAAACGAAAGGUAUAUUAUUUGUACCUUUAAAGGAAAUCCCUUUACAGUUAAUUUGUAAUCACUUAUACCUAGUAUAUUUAGCAUUUGAAUGUCCAUUCUAGUGCACUAUAUGUCGACAUGAAAUUUAGUGACAGAAAAAUAUUCAGCCAUAGUUAAAAUGAUCACUGAUCAGCCAGCAUAUUUCAACACUGGAGUAUCCUUCAGAUGGUCAGUGAACUUUUUCUAGACCUCAACUGCAAGAGUACCUGGUGACGCCGAUGCAGCAGGACUAGAAGUUGAAAUAUGGCUUAUGUGCUGUUGUGAUUAUUGGUUGAGAUAUACACAAUAAUAUAUGUGGCAUGUAUAUUUUGUAGUGUUAGCAAGGUAGCUAGCCACCCUCUGUAGGACACGAAACUUAGGUGUAUCAAAACAACAGCAAAUCUGUCCUGCACACUUAAGUGAAGAGCAAACUGGCGAGAAAUCUAUUUCGAUCAUGUACUCCUGCUCUAUACUUUAUUCAUUUUAUUUGAAAUCAUAAUCUGUACAUUAUGAUUAUGUGGCCUGUGGUUGUACAGCAAAUUGUUUUGCAGUAAUGACACUAAUUACACCAGAAUGGGGAACCUGAAUAAAUCGACCAUGCUGUUUAUUCACUGACUCCUUGUCUCAUGUCCUAUUUAUUAGAAAACAAUGUUAUAAUUAGCUCAUCUAAAAUGACACAUCUGGUAUUUUGUGUUAUAGGGGCAAGAUUGCAAGUAUCACCGCAAUGGUGCGUAAAUGUGGUUUGAUGUCUUGAAAGAAGGAAUAUUUGUGAGAAAAAAGGAAACCCCUCCCAUUCUGGUCAAUUACAGUAGGUAUACUGAAGCCUGUGAUGUGAGCAGAUCAGCUACAUGUAUUACAAUACAUUAUAAGGGCUACAAGUUUAACUGUGUAUUAUCUGAAACUAUUAAUGUGACUUUUUGUUUAUUAUGAUUCAGUGAAAGAUUUGUAUUUUCAGACAGCAUCAUUUGGUCAUUUGGCAUUAAUGCAACAUGUAUGAUAACUUUGUUCAUUGCAAGCAACAAAUUGCAGGUAUUAUCUUAGUUUAGAAAAACCAGUACUGUGCAAAAGUCAGUUCUGUGACAGUAAGCAUUUAUUUGUUUGUAAAAACACUAUGUGGCAUUAUGAUAAAUGUAAGAGAUGUUAAUUCAAUAAAGGCAACAUCACAGCAAUUUCUUGUAACUUUUUUAAAAGAAAAGAAAACCAAAAAAAUGGUAUUGUUUCUGAGUCCCCUUUGCUAUUCCAUAUAUUUGUUCAAAUCGACCACUAGUACAUCUUAUUCACUAUAAUAAGAUACUGUUUCUAAAUCACAUGUGCUGAUGGUAGGAUUUAACAAAUACUUUGUGUGGGUGUCUAGGUUAUAAAUAAGACUGCCUUGAAAAGAGGUUUAAAAACACUUUUAACUGAUUUAGAUUUGUGCAAUAGGCUAUCAAAGUAAUACUUCAAAAUGUCAUGUUUAAAUUGUGAUGAAAGCGGGUAUGUCAAAAACAGAAAAUGCAGUGAAACCAUAAAAAAACCCACCAGCUGAUUAAUGAUAGCGAAAGGUAAUUACUUCAAGGAAUGAAUAAAAGCUAGGCAAAUGCAUUCUAAGCAUCUGGCAAGUUCAUUCUUCAGCUGUGAGCAGACAUCUUAGUGAAAUUAUUUUGGAGGACAGGCAGAGCUAAGAAAUUUUCUGCAGAAAGGGCACCGGUUUGAUUCCCUAGACCAGCAGGAAUGGCUGAAGUGCCCUUGAGCAAGGCAUCUAACUCCCAACUGCUCCCCGGGUAUGUUGUAUGUCACUCUGGGUAAGAGCAUCUGCUAAAUGCCAUUAAUGUAAUCUAAUGCAAAGCAAAGGUUUAUGCAGAAUUAUUAGGCAGGUUAGAAGCUUGUGUAAGUUUUAGUGUAAGGCUGCAUGUCUGUAGGUUUGUAUGAAGCCCAUUGACAGCCCUGUCAUAGUUUGGAGUGUAUUUUAGCUAAUAAUGUAGAGGUUAAAAAAUUAAUAGAAUGAUGAAUGUUGAGAAAGGAAAUAUGUUUUUUGUUUCAGUAUAAUAUUCAUUUGGGACAACAAUAAAGUAAUAAAAGCUCUCACCAUAAUAAUGACUCCAUACUGCAAGCAAACUUAGGACCUACUUAUAGCAGUACAUCAGAUAAGGCAAUAAAAAAAGGUAAAACAACCUUCUGAUUUGGAAAUAAGCACUGAAAUAAUAUGAAUUUAACUCUAACAAAGAGGAGGGGGGACAACGCUGCAGUUUUUUCUUCAGGUUGCGAGAACAGUAAUUUAUAUUCUGGUAGGACACAAGAUUUAAAAAAAAAUCUGGAACAGGAUGUUACAAUCAGUAACCAGCAGAGAGAAAGAGAGAGAGAGGUACAUGUGCUGAAUAUCUGCAGGAAACAGUGGGAAAGGCACUUGAAGGACGCAUCAGCAAGUUCAGACUAUGAUCCUUCACUCUCAUGACUACAUACCUUUCCUUUUUACUCUCUCUGUAGUUACUGAAUACUUCAUAGUUGAUGCUUAGCAUAUUCUUUAUGAGGAAAAAUAAGAAAAAUUUAAGGUUAUAAGAUCUACAUGAUAGCAGGGUUACUGGUCAUUUCUUUGCCAAUUUUACACCCAUUUCAAUCAAGGUUCAAGGCUCCACUCCAAAACAGUACUCCUGUAUACACCAGGCUUGUAGUACUUGAGUCCAGGACUCACACUUGAGGCCAACUCAUGCCCUAAUUUUAAGGACUCGUGACUUAACUUGUACUUGAGCACUGAUGACUCGGACUUAGACUCAGACCCGUGCAUUAACUGUAUUCGGACUCGUAAAUUGGAGACGGGACUCAGAUUUUUCUUUAUUUUUUGUAACAUGCCAUAAUAAUUUGGCAUUAGAUACUUAUAAGUACAUUAAUUUUUAUACUAAUUUUGUGCAAGAGAAUGCAUGUUCACCUGUUCAUACGUCAUGUUCAGGAACAAACUAACGUUAAUGGUGCUAAAAUGCCUGGAGAGAAACCCCUAGGAUUGUCCACUUUGCUUAUACAGACUUCUCAUGCAGUGGGAAAAAAUGGACUGCUGUGUGUUCCAUAUGUAGAAGAACUAUCAAGGAAACGACGGGGACAACCUCAAACUUCAAUUGUCAUUUGGCAAGACUACACCUAGAGAAGAAAGUGACAUGCUGUGUUCAUUGUCCUGUUGAUAGUGCGGCUUGCUGAGUGAUGAACUAGCUUUUUAUCUGUAGCCUUUUAACUAAAAGAAGAAGAAGCUUUAUUGUCAUUGUACAAGAAUACAACAAAAUUCCGUUUGGCAGCAUCUCUCUUAUAGCAGCUACAUGUCACAGUCACAAGAAAAUAUAUUAAACAUAAAUAGUAAAAACAGUAAAGUGCAGAUAAAAUGUUAUAUACCAGUAUAAAUAGUCUGUAUUAAAGGUGCAGUCUGUAUUUGAGGUGCAAGAGUUAUUGUCCAUUGACUGGGAGGUAGUAGUGUAUGUGUGUGCGCGCGUGUGUGUGUGUGGGGGGGGUCAUGAUUCCUGAUUCCUGCACAAGUCUCUUCACAGCCAUGGGGAAGAAGCUGUUCUUCAAUCUGUUGGUGCGGGCUCUCAUGACUCUGAGUCUGCCAGAGGGAAGGUUGGAAAAUAGAGAGUGUCCUGGGUGGGCGGGGUCAUCCUGGAUCUUUGUGGCCCGUUGGAGGAGCCAGCUUGAGUAGAUCUCCUCUAGGCAUAGGAGUGGGGAGCCGAUGAUCCACUGAGCAGUCUUGAUGACCCACUGCAGUUGUUUCUUCUCGGACACAGUGCAGCUGGCAUACCACACCGUACAUCCGUAGGUCAGGACACUCUCUAUUGUGCAGUGAUAAAAGUUUUUCAGCAGAGGUGGAGGGAGUUUGUUCCUCUUCAGCGUUCUCAGGAAAAAGAGACGCUGCUGGGCCUUUUUAAUAAUGUGGGUGGUGUUCACAGUCCAGCUCAGGUCAUCUGAGAUGUGCAGUCUGAGAAACUUGAAGGUUUUGACCCGCUCCACUUCUUCGCCAUUGAUGCUCAGGCCUGAGUGUAGUGUGGUCCUUGUCUUCUGGAAGUCAAUGAUGAGUUCUUUUGUCUUCUUGGUGUUGAAGUUGAGGUGGUUGUUACUGCACCAGGCCGCCAGUGCUUGGACCUCCUCCCUGUAUGGUGCCUCGUCAUCAUUGUUGAUCAAUCCAACAAUGGUUGUAUCGUCUGCAAAUUUAAUGAGGGUGUUGGAGCCAUGGGUGGCGACACAGUCGUGAGUGUACAGCAUGUACAAGAUUGGACUCAGAACACAGCCCUAAGGAACACUGGUAUUGAGGACGAUGGUGGAGGAUGUGGAGGUGCCCAUCCUGACAUGCUGGGGUCUGUUAGUCAGGAAGUCCUUGAUCCACAGACAGAGGGAGGUUCCAAGUUGCAGUGUCUGCAGUUUGGUGAUCAGUCGGCUGGGGCUGAUGGAGUUACGUAAAUGCCAAACUGAAGUCAACAAACAGCAUCCUGAUGUAUGUUUUGGGACUUUCAAUGUGGCUGAGAGCGGUGUGGAGGGUGAUGGAGAUGGCAUCGUCUGUGGAUCUGUUGGACCUGUAGGCGAACUGAUGUUGGUCAAAGCCAGGUGGAAUAUGGGCCUUGACAUGCUGGAACACCAGUCUCUCCAUACAUUUCAUAAUCACCGGUGUCAGGGCCACAGGCCGGUAAUCAUUCAACCCUGUGAUGGCAGAGGAUUUGGGCACGGGGAUUAUGGUGGCAGUUUUCAGGCAGGUGGGGACUGUGGCUUGCUGCAGCGAACAAUUAAAGAUGUUAGUAAAUACAGCAGCAAGCUGAUGGGCACAUGAUUUCAGCACCCUCCCUGGUACUCCAUCCAGACCUGGUACUUUGCUGGUGUCGAUGCCUCGCAGGACUCGCAGUACCUGGUGUUGCUGGAUGGUGGGGGGCGGGUCAUGCUCUGAUGGUGUCAGCUGUGUGUCCUCUGCCUGUUUGCUGUCCUCUUCAAAGCAGGAGAAAAAGAUGUUAAGUUGGUCUGGAAGAGAAAUGUCAGUGGGGGAGGGGGUGUUGUGGCAUUGUUUGUAGUCUGUAAUGUUCUGGAUGCCUUUCCACAUGGAGCGGGGGUUGUUUUCCUUGAAAUUGGCCUCUAUCUGCUCUCUGUAUUUUGUUUUAGCAGCCUUGAUGCUUCUGUUCAGGUCCACUCUAGCCUUCCUGUAGGCCUCCCUCCCAGAUAGCAGAGGGACGUUGAAACGGCGCCGAUUCUUGGUCAGAAUGGUCGGUUUCCAUCGUAAGUCAGAAAAUCAAUGCUGAAACGGCGCCGUGAAACGUCGAUUUCUCCGCCGUCGGAGAAGGUCGAUUUAUCACUGCUGAAUCACCGUGGGUAAAGGUUGAUCUGUCGACCGUCAGAGAAGGUCGAAUAUACGAUGUUGAACCAUCGUCACUUUUGCCGGCCAGUUUUCAACAUUGGUAGGAUGAGCAACUAAUUGUUCAGAAUAUAAAUUCUGGCCCGUAGCCAGGGGGGAUUGGAGGGUUCGUUCGAUCCCCCCCCCGGACAUACGCCCCUCAAGAUUACUCAAGAUUUAUUCAUUUGUUCAUGUCCGAUGAAUAUACAUUGAUUCACAUUUAAAUUUACAAUAUCAAAUCCAGACUAAUCAAAAAAGAAAAGUAGACUAAGUGAGGACGAGUUAGAAAAAUGGGUUCAUUUCUCCUAUGUUUAUGUUUACACGUUUUGUUCAGACUGCUUUACACCCCAAUCCAGUGGGUGGCGGUAAUGCCCCAUUAGAUCCCUUUCACUGACGUCACCCGAAACCGGAAGUAAACAAACCCUGCGCCAUAUUGGAAGACCAACAAACUCGUGAUUAGGGGGAAAUAACGGCAGCGCGCGGUAUGUGAACCCACGAGGCACUUGGUUUAUCAAAAACCUACAAUGGUAAACUUUUGUGCUGUGUUAGGGUUCUAACAAAGCUGAUGGGAAAGGUGAAAAGAAGUCUUUCUACAGAAUACCAGCUGUGAUUGAGACAACAAGCAAACCAAGGAGCUUUCUGCCAGGAGACAGAGAGAGGAUUUAGCUGCUUUAUGCAGAGUGGAUCUGAAUACUUCAAGUCUAUUUUGUUACUGGUAAGUCACUAGGCUAGAGUGUUGUAGAACAUUUUUUUAAAUGUCUAAAUUAGAAGAUUUGAAGUGUGCUCGUGUAUUUGGGGGGUACGGGAGUAGGGGGCCAGAUGAAGUCCACCUUUGGGGAAAAAAGAUCCCCCCCCACAAUGCUGGCUACGGGCCUGAAAUUGCCACUGUUUGUCUUAUCCUGCUUACACAUAGAUACGAGUAAAUGAUAUAAGUAUAAGUGAUAAUGAUAAAUAAAUGAUAAAAAAAGAACAAAAACCAGUUUACUUUCUUA
Molecule: messenger RNA, 10419 nt
Organism: Neoarius graeffei (lesser salmon catfish)
Lineage: Eukaryota; Metazoa; Chordata; Actinopteri; Siluriformes; Ariidae
Gene: adora1b
Product: adenosine A1 receptor b
Exons: 2
Coding region: 842-1864 (340 amino acids)
Biological process (GO): G protein-coupled adenosine receptor signaling pathway
Cellular component (GO): dendrite; synapse; membrane
Molecular function (GO): G protein-coupled adenosine receptor activity
Source: RefSeq, a predicted model, not a curated record